UUUUCCUGCGACACUCGUUUUCACUCCACCACAGAGUGAGAAAGUGGGGCAGAGUCAGAGUGGCGAGGUUUGGGAGUUUUUUGGCAAUGCAGCACACUCAGAAACUCUGACUCCAAUCACCCGACAUGCUGCAGCUGCGACUCUGCUGUUUCCUGUCACUGUCCUGCUCCUUUAUCUUCUUCACUUCUCUUCUGCCAGCUGAUGGACAGACAGGAGGAGGAGGAGGAGCAAGAGGAGGAGGAGGAGGAGUAGAGACGAUCCAGGUGAUGUUCACGCCGACCAUCUGCAAGGUGCGCUGCAGCCAGGACCGAUGUAUCAACUACUGUGAGAGAGGCAACGUGACGACGGUGUACAGCAGCGGCGAAGGAGGAGGAAGAAGAGAUGGCUCCCAUGGUCCGGGCUUCAGAGUCUUCCUCUGCCCUCUGCUCUGCAAGAAUGGGGGAGUCUGUCUGCAGAAGGAUCGCUGCCUCUGCCCACCAAGCUUCACCGGAAAGUUCUGCCAGAUCCCCGUCACCCCCACAGAUUCCCCUGCAGCCUCGGCCUCCUCCACCAAUGAGAUCGUCAAGCCCGUUCUCUCUGCUAUGGCAGCCAAUGGGGAGGUGACCCACUCUGAGUUUGUCCUGCCACUGGAACGCGACCCAGAAAGGGCUGGAGCCCCCAGUGGGCCCAUGGUGAAAGUCAGAGUUCAGCAUCCUCCUGAGGCCAGCGUGAAGGUCCACCAGGUGAAGAUGUCUGGACUCCCCCCCACACUGCGGACACUCUCUUCCUCCUCCUCCUCCUCCUCCUCAGGAUCGGCGGGUGCUCCGGCUCCUGCUGCUAGUGGAGUACAGGCCCAGACGGUGAGGGGGGACGGCAUCUACAACCAGCAGUCUGGCUUUAAGUACUGCUUCAGAGAGGUUAAAGAUGGACAGUGCAGCUCUCCUCUUCCUGGCCUUCGGAGCAGGGAAAUGUGCUGCAAAGGGAUCGGAAAGGCCUGGGGCAUCAGCGACUGUGUCCUCUGUCCUGAUAACACAGGUCAGAGCGAUGCCAGCUGUCCGGUUGGGUUUGAGCGAACCAAUGGAACGCAGUGUGUUGAUGUGAAUGAGUGCCUGCAGCCGGGGCUGUGUGAGAACGGGAUCUGUGUGAACACCAGGGGGAGCUAUAGCUGUGUGUGCAGGCUGGGGUUCAUACUCGACGCCUCACAUGGAAUCUGCAUCUCCCAGAGCGUGAUAUCUGAGGAGAAGGGUCAGUGUUACCGGAUCCUGGGUUCAGGUCUGGGUCCAUCCUCCUGCUCCCUGCCUAUCCUCAGGAGCAUCACUAAGCAGAUCUGCUGCUGCAGCCGAGUCGGCAAAGCCUGGGGACCCAACUGCCAGAGGUGUCCUUACUUUGGUUCAGUGGCCUUUAAGGAGAUCUGCCCAGCUGGUCCCGGUUUCCAAUACUCACCUUCAACCCUCAAGUUCAACCAGAUAGCCAAUGAGCAGCUGGGGAGCCAAGGAGCUGUGCUGGUAAACCGCAGCAACGUGGACAACCAGGAUCCAGAUUUUGGGUCCAGGUCUCAGCUGAAACCCUCUUCCUCUGGUGGAGCGAGUACGUCCAAUGCUGUAGCAGCUGGAACCAGACCCAGUCUACCCCAACCUCAGCUCCGCCCAGGCACAGGCUUUCCCGCCUCCUCAUCCUCGUCCUCCUCCUCCUCGUCAUCCAGGCCUGUGCAGCCUGGUAGUGCUGGCACUACGGCCACCCAGGGCAGAACCCGGGCUCCGCAGAGCCGACCUGAUUCAACACAACUGAGACCUCAGCUUCCAUCCAGCGGGAGUCAAGCAGGUGAUCAUUUCUCUUUGUUGUACCGUGUGGAUGAGCCGGCAUCCAGGGGGGACUCCCUCCCUGCUCCGGCCCAGCCACACAGCACUGAGCGUGGGUCGAGACCCGGCGGAGAGCUCCCUCCUGUGGAGACCAGACCGGCUGUGAGCCCGACACCCCAACCCACCAGAGUUCAGACAGUACGAGGUGUGUGUGAGAGCAGACCAGGUGUGUGUGGCCGUGGCCGCUGUGUGGAUCAGCCAGGUGGGAAACACAGCUGUGUGUGCGAUCAGGGGUUCCAGCUCAGCUCUCAGCGCACACACUGCCAAGAUGUGAACGAGUGUCUGCAGUCUCCAGCUGUGUGUUCCGUGGGAGAGUGUGUGAACAGCGUCGGAAGCUACCGAUGUGCGUGUCCACCUGGAUACAGAAGCAGCAACCAGCAGACCAGUUGCCAAGACAUCGAUGAGUGCCGGCAGAAUCCCUGCACCAACGGUCGCUGUGACAACACGGCGGGCAGCUACAGGUGUGUCUGUCGCCUUGGUUACAGGCUCCUCGGCAACACUUGCACAGAUGUGGACGAGUGUGCCGACCUUCUGCAGUGUCCGGGUCAGGAGUGUGUCAACACUCAGGGCUCGUACCGCUGCGUGUCCUGCCUGCCAGGAUAUGGACUGCUCAAUGGUGUCUGCACAGACAUCGAUGAGUGUCGUCAGGCUCCCUGCUCCAACGGGCGCUGUGAAAACACACCUGGAAGUUACCGCUGUGUGUGUCACCAUGGUUACAAGCUCCAGAAUAACACCUGCACAGAUGUCGAUGAGUGUGCAGAGCCAUCUCAGUGUCCUGGGCAGAUGUGUGUGAACUCUGUGGGGUCAUACAGAUGUGUGUCCUGUAGACCAGGAUUCAGGCUGACCAACAGACAGUGUACAGAUAUAAAUGAGUGUGAGAACAGUGACUCCUGUCCCGGUCAGCGGUGCAUGAACACUGAAGGCUCCUACAGAUGUGUGGACUGUCGGCAGGGAUACCACAGCGUGGAUGGAGUGUGUAAAGACAUAGACGAGUGUGCGAGCAGCAGGGCGUGUGAGGCAGAGCGGGUUUGUGUGAACACUGUCGGCUCAUUCAGGUGCGACUGUCUGCCCGGGUAUCAAACCUCCGGAUUGGGGAGGCAGUGCAGAGACAUUAACGAGUGUUUGGAGGGAGAUUUCUGUUUCUCCAGAGGAGAGUGUGUGAACACGCCUGGAUCCUACAUGUGUGUGUGCUCUCAGGGAUUCACACUGAGUGAGAACCGGACGGCCUGUCUCGAUGUGGACGAGUGUGUGAAGGUGGGUGUGUGUUCGGAUGGUCGCUGUGUGAACACUGAAGGCUCGUUCCAGUGCGAGUGUCAAAUCGGCUUCACCACCAACCCCGAGGGGACUGCUUGCCUUGAUGUUGAUGAAUGCGUCUUGUCUGGUGGUUCUAUUUGCGGGUCACAGCGGUGUGAGAAUACGAUUGGUUCCUACAGCUGCCUCACUAAUUGUGAGCCAGGCUACCAGGUGAACCACGCUGGCAUCUGUGAAGAUGUUAAUGAAUGUGCCGACGUGACCGUGUGUGGAGCUAACGCCUACUGUCAGAACCUGUUAGGAACUUACCGCUGCGUUUGUGACAAGGGCUUCACCUCCAACGCAGAUGGAAAGACCUGUGUGGAUGUGGAUGAGUGUGUGUCUCUGCCAGGUGUGUGUGGCACAGCACGAUGUGAGAACGUGGAGGGGUCCUUCAUGUGUGAAUGUGACCAGGCAGGACAAAGUUACGACAAGGCAACCAGACAGUGUCUCAGCUUGGGAGCUCGAGCAGAAGCAAUCCCCAAUCGCCAAACCUCCUCCUCCUCCUCCUCCUCCUCCUUCCACGCCAGUGUGGUGGAGCUGUCUCCGAUGUUGCCGCCACUCCCUGAGGCUCGUCCUGGCGAGCUGAGGGAGUGUUAUUACAACCUGGCUGAGCAGGGGACUUGCAUCCUGCUGGCCACCAACACCACCCAGCAGGAGUGCUGCUGCACAUUGGGGGAAGGCUGGGGGCUGGGCUGCCAGUACCACACCUGCCCCUCUGCAGACACAACCGAGUUUCUGACUCUGUGUCCCAGUGGGAGUGGAUAUGUUACUGAAGGACCAGGAGCCUUCAGCUACAGAGAUGUGGAUGAGUGUAAGCGUUUCCAUCCGGAGGUGUGUAAGAACGGCGUGUGUGUCAACAACAUCCCAGGAUACAGCUGCUACUGCUCCAGUGGAUACGUUUACAACAGCACGCUGCUGGAGUGUGUUGAUCAUGACGAGUGUGAGGAGGAGAGCUGUGUGGGAGGAAUUUGUGUGAACACAGUUGGUUCUUAUUACUGCAGCUGUCAGUCUCCUCUGGUCCUCGAUGACACCCAAAGAAACUGUGUCAACUCCUCUGACCUCAACGAGGAUGAAAACCUGUCUGUGUGCUGGCAGCACGUAACGGCAGACCUAAUGUGUCAAAGCGCUCUGCGGGGAGCUCAGGUCACCUUCACGGACUGCUGCUGUCUGUAUGGGCAGGGUUGGGGGAUGAGCUGCGCCCUCUGUCCCGCCACUGACGCAGAUGCGUAUGCCAGGAUGUGCAGUUCAGUCCCUCCACCACGUCUUUUCCCAGAGAGAUAUCCGGACUCAGAAACAGGACGAGGAGGGAGCGCUUCUCCAAACCUACCCCCUUACGGACUGGAUUACUUCCCUGUGAUUCCCGGCAGAGACUAUGAUCCUCCUGACUAUGGUGAUUACUCUCCAGCAGAGGGCAGCAGAACAGGCUCCAGAGGGAGGCCGCCCACUUCCUUCAACCUGCCGGAUGAAACCUAUCGCAGGCCUGAGUACAGCACUGGUUUCUACUCUGAAGGAGACUACGGGCCUCCUGACAGCUCCCAGCCCAGGCCUCCAUCCUUCCGCAUCCCUCCAGACCCUCGAGCUGAGAUUGGGUUUGGGGUCCAGCCUCCUCCACAGUCCCAGCCUGAUGGUCCUCCUCUCAGCCUGGCCCCACUGCCUGGAGGUCGCUACGAGGAUUCAGAGGAUUCAGAGGAGGACAGGACGUGGAGGUCAGGGCCGCCUUUCCCUCCCUUCACUGACAGGAGCAGAGGAGGAGGAGGAGGAGGAGGAGUGCCAAGGAGGCUGUAUGAGAGGCGUUACGAGUCAUAUGCCAGCCUGAGCACAGCUGAGGACUGUGGGAUCCUGCAUGGCUGUGAGAACGGCAGGUGCAUUCGUGUUUCUGAGGGUUACACCUGUGAUUGUUACCAAGGAUACGAGCUGGAUAUGACCUCCAUGACCUGCAUAGAUGUAAACGAGUGUGAGGACAGUCUCAGCCUUGAGUUCCCGUGUGUGAACGCUCGCUGUGUGAACACUGACGGCUCGUACCGCUGCGUCUGCAGGAGAGGAUACGUCAUGUCUCGCAGACCGAACCACUGCGUGGCUGCUUAGAUCAGCCUGAACUGGACUGGGAUCCAGUAGACCAGUACACAGACUGGACUUCACAGUGGCCGACUGCCUCAGGCUUUAUUAUUGGACCAGAUUAGACAAACUAGACUGCACCAGGCAAAAAUAUACUGGACUUAGAGACUCUAGAUUGCACUAAACUGGGCAAGGCUAGACUGGGUAGCCUGUACAACACAGGGCGACUUCUGAUUAAAGAGCAACAACGCCCUGUUUUUGCCUGGACACACACCCUUCCCUAAUUCAUCUACUAUCCAGACUCAAAUACACCCUCCAUUUGUUCACCCCACCUGUGUUGCCAGUUGGAUUACCCUAGUUUUUCUUUAACUGGGCAGGUAGGAAUUAGGCAAGUGGUUUUAUAGCUUGGGCUGCAUUUUGUACCAAUAGUUUGGUUGUAUUUAAAAGGUGUGUAUAAGAAACAGCCGUAAGUUAAUUAGUUUGUCAAUUAGCUGCCAGUGCGGCUGCUGUAAAAGUGUCCGAAUGCUUCAGACUGUGUCUAAUUCAAAGUCAGAAUUUGGUCAAAUGUGAACACACACGUACAAUAAACAUAUCUUUACAUUUGGAUAACAAACAUCCAUCACAAAUGAACGCUACACACCCCUGUACAAAUUACUGAAAGACAGUAAAGUCAGGAUUAUACUGUACCUGCAGGCGCCGUGGAUGAGUAUUCUUAUUAUACUGUAAUAUUUACUAAUCCAUUUGAAGGACACAUGUAUUUAAUUCCCUUGUGUGGUGUCUAGUGGACAGGACAUGGAAAAUGUAACGCCAGCACAGCGCAGUGGAAGCUGCCAAAUAUCCAGUGAUACACAGCAAGCGUCACCUGCUAAUAGCAAAUACUAUGUGCAUAAUUUUAUAAAGCAUAAAAACAUAAAGGCUUAAAAUGUUUCCAGGGUUAGAAACUCUGUUUUAGGGAACAAAAAGUUUGGCUUAUUGUCACAUGACCUAAAAGGGACCCGUUUUUAUUAUUGUUCUCACGUUCAUCUCCAUUUUUAUACCUUAACUCCGUUACAGUGGCUUUGUAUGACACACACUUAAACCUUUUUUGUUGUUGAUUCUCUGAUCAAAACGAGCUAUUUUAGCUCCCGUCUCUAAAAACCCACUUUCUUCUGAUUGGCCAGCUUCCAGAAGCCUGUUGGGGGGGAUUCUGAGAUAUACUGCCUUUAUUCUGUUAGCACUAAAUGAAAAAGAGUGUUGGAGCGUUUGGCUCACAGAUUUACUUCAGCAUUUUAAACUUAAAAUCGUUACUUGUAACAGAAAAUAAGAAAAUCAGAACUGGUCACCUUUAAUAAUAAUAAAUUAUUAUUUAGAGCAGGUUAGCGCUACACAGGGACCCAAGCUGCACCCAAAGCUCAUGAAUAGUCAUCGGUCACUUUAUUAGCUACACCUUGCUAGUAACAGGUUGGACCUUCGUUUUUCUUUCAGACCUGCUUUAAUUCUUCAUGGCACAGAUUUCAACAAGGUGCUGGAAAUGUUCCUCAGAGAUUGUGGUUCAUGUUCAUGUGACAGCAUCACUGUUGCUACAGAUUUGUGCUCUACUGGACUGAGAUCUGGUGACUGUGGGGACCUUUUGAGUACAGUGAACUCACUGUCAUGUUCUAGAAACCAAUUUAAGAUAAUCUGAGUUUGUGACAUGGUGCAUUAUGACUGUGGUCAUAAAGGGGUGGACAUGAUCAGUAGUGAUACUCAGGUAGGCUGUGGCAUUUAAAUCAUGCUCAGCUGGUACUAAGGGGUCUGGAAUGUACCAUGUAAAUCUGUCCCACACCAUCAAACCAGCAGCCUGAACUGCUGAUUCAAGGCAGGAAGGAUCCAUGCUUUCAUGCACAUCAAGUGCUGACCCUACCAUCUCAAUGUUGCAGCAGAAAUCCAGACUCAGUGGAUCAGGCAACAUUUCUCUAAUCUUCAGAUUUCCAGUUUUGGUGAACCUGUGUGCCUCAGUUUCCUGUUCUUAGCUGACAGGAGUGGCACCUGGUGUGAUAUUCUGCUGCUGUAGCCCAUCUGUUUCAAGGUUUGAUGUGUUCUGCAUUCAGAGAUGCUCCUCCGCAUAUUUUGGUUGCAACAUGUAGUUAUUUGAGUCACUCUUUCCUUCCUAUCAGCUUGAAGCUGUCUGACCAUUCUCCUCUGACUUCAGCAAAGCAUUUUCUCCCAGAGAACCGCUACUCAUUGGAUAUUUUCUCUUUUUCAGACCAUUCUCUGUUAAC
Archocentrus centrarchus (flier cichlid) is the source of this 7426-nucleotide messenger RNA. RefSeq names its product latent transforming growth factor beta binding protein 4 (gene ltbp4). Gene Ontology annotation, molecular function: calcium ion binding. Bases 126 to 5216 code for a protein of 1696 amino acids. The transcript is spliced from 34 exons. NCBI's taxonomy places the organism in Eukaryota, Metazoa, Chordata, Actinopteri, Cichliformes, Cichlidae. The record is from RefSeq and is a predicted model, not a curated record.